AUGCGGCCAGGAAUGGCACUCGCCCCGGACUGCGGCACCUCCGUGGAGGCCCGCUCGGUGGUCUGCCUGCUGUGCCUGAGCUCCCUGCCCGCCGCCGGCGCGAGGGAGCCCCCCGCCAAGGGCGCGGAGGCCGCCCCGGGCGCAUAUUCGGCGUGCGAGGCGCUGGUGCAAGGCCUGCUCAUCGGGGUUCUGGCCAUCGCGACGGCGGCCCUGAGGGACCGCUGCGGCUCCGCGCUCCGCUCCCUGCGCGCCCGGCCCCGCAGCGCGCCGCAGGACCCGGCGCCGGGCGAGCCGGCGGGCGCCGCGGCGGGGGCGAGUGGCGGGGAGCCGCCGGCGGGAUCCGCCGCCGCGGCGAGCCCCCAGGGCAGAGGCGGCCGCCCCGCCGUGUUCCGGUGCGCGAAGGGAGGCCGCGGCCGAGGCUCCCCAGCGGCCGCGGGCGAGUCGGGCGGCUUCGGCGAGAUGUUGGCGGCCGCGCGCAGCCGUGCCCCAGAAUCGCCAGGCGGGGCUCCAGCGGCCGGCGCCGCGGGGUCCUCGCCGGCGCAGCGCCUGGCGCUGCCCAGGCCCGGGCGAGGCGCGCGGGUGCUGCAGAUGCGCGCCAAGGUGGGCGAGUUCGACUCGCUGCGCUUCGACGAGGUCGACACCACGGAGCAGAUGGGGCUGACCUGUCGCAUGCUGGCCACGCUGAAGUCCUUCGCUCAGGACGUGACCUACUGGGAGGAGGACCGCAAGAUCGACGAGCCCGCCUUCCGCCUGCUCGACCUCGACGAGGUCGCGCAGUUCGCGCUGCUGCGAGCCGCCGAGAGGGCCGAGGCGCUGGUCGAGGAGCGCUGCUGGCGCGAGGCGUACCGAGAGCUGUGCGCGGCGCGCCCCUGGCUGCCCCGGGAGUCUCGCGGCGGCCCCGCCGCGGAGCAGCGCGCGGCCGCGGAGGCCGAGAUGGCCCGGGCCGAGGAGCGGGCCAGGCGGGAGGACGCAGAGCUCGAGGCCCUGCCCCGGAAGGACCCGUGCAGCAGCAGCAGCAGCGCCGCCGACGGGUCCCCAGGAUCCGACAGCGUCGCGAUCAUCGUGCGCCUGCCGGAGGGCGGCACCAGCCGCGUGCUCGGGCAGAAGGCCGCGACGCUCGCGGCGCUCCGGGCGGAGACCGGCGCCCGCGUGUGGCUGGACCAGGCCACGGGCGAGGCCCACGUCUCCGGGCCGGCGGGCGCCGUGGAGGCCGCCCGGCGCGGCAUCAAGUUCCUGCUGACGCCGGUGAAGGGCGGGGAGGCAGAUGGGCCGCUGGCCAGCGCUCCUCCGCCGACCGUGGAGAAGCCGCCGGCCAGCGCUCCGCCGAGCGCGGAGAAGGAGGGCAGCCGCGGCCCGUCGCAUGUUCGGCGGAGGCGGUGA
Prorocentrum cordatum is the source of this 1380-nucleotide messenger RNA. NCBI's taxonomy places the organism in Eukaryota, Dinophyceae, Prorocentrales, Prorocentraceae. The record is from the annotation of a GenBank genome assembly.